Carassius gibelio (silver crucian carp) is the source of this 3559-nucleotide messenger RNA. RefSeq lists its product as uncharacterized. Gene Ontology annotation, biological process: DNA integration. Gene Ontology annotation, molecular function: nucleic acid binding. Bases 81 to 3137 code for a protein of 1018 amino acids. The transcript has 2 exons. NCBI's taxonomy places the organism in Eukaryota, Metazoa, Chordata, Actinopteri, Cypriniformes, Cyprinidae. The record is from RefSeq and is a predicted model, not a curated record.
GUCUGAAAGCACCUAAAUCCGCUUGCCUUUCACUGCUUCGAAGUACAGAGCGAAAAAUCGUAAAUGACACAGAACAAGCCAUGACCUAUUGUCAAGAGAUUCAGAAGCUGGAAACUGCAGGCUAUGUAAAGAGAUUGACACCUGAGAUUGUAGAUUCCUCUGCUGAGACAUGGUACCUCCCUCAUCACUUAGUCCACCACAAUAACAAAGCAAGGCUUGUUUUCAAUUGCUCAUAUCGGUACAAUGGACAAGCGCUGAAUGAUCAACUUAUUCCUGGUCCCAUCCUGGGUCCUUCCCUUCUUGGUGUUUUACUCCGGUUCCGUGAGCACAUAGUGGCCAUCAGUGGAGACAUCAAAGCAAUGUUCCACCAGAUCAGACUUUUGCCAGAGGAUCGCUCACUAUUACGUUUCCUCUGGAGGGACAUGAAGAGGGAUGAAGAGCCAAGUGUCUUUGAAUGGCAGGUUCUCCCAUUUGGGACUACCUGCAGUCCUUGUUGUGCCACAUAUGCACUACAAAGACAUGUGAAAGACAAUAGUGAAGGCUAUGAAGAUGUGCAAAGGUCUGUAGAACAGGCAUUCUAUGUUGAUAACUGUUUGCAGAGUCUUGAUUCCCCAGAGAAGGCCCGUAACCUUAUCGACAGGAUGCGUGAGCAUUUGUCUUCUGGUGGGUUUGAAAUCCGCCAGUGGGCCAGUAAUGUACCUGCUGUAGUACAGCACCUUCCAGUUGAAGCCAGAGCAGCCAGUACGGAAUUGUGGCUUUCUGAGCAUAGUUUAGACCCACAAGAGCCAGCUUUAGGUCUUCGUUGGAAUUGUCUCACUGACCACCUUGGAUAUCAACAUCGUCCUGUUGACUACUCUGAACCCACAUUACGAAAUGUGUAUAAAGUACUGGCCACACAGUAUGACCCACUUGGGUAUCUUAUACCCUUUACAACCAAAGCAAAAAUACUGGUUCAAGAUCUCUGGAAGCUCAAGAUUGGUUGGGAUGACCUCAUCCACCCAGAAAGUCUAUUAGUACAGUGGCAAGCCUGGGAAGCCGAACUGGCCAACUUGCACACUGUUGAGAUACCAAGAGCAUACAUACCACCAUGCGCUGAUACAGUGGGCACACAGAAGACCAUCCAUAUUUUCUGUGAUGCCUCUGAACGGGCAUACGGAUCGGUCGCUUACCUUCACACUCAAGAUAAGCAAAAGCAGAUCCAUGUAGCAUUUGUGAUGGCAAGGUCCAGAGUGGCUCCCCGCAAACAGAUAUCAAUGCCCCGUUUGGAGCUUUGUGCAGCUCUCACAGGAGCGCAGCUGGCAAAGUUGCUCAGUAAAGAGCUGUCGAUUCCUGCAAGCGAUAUUAUCCUAUGGACUGAUUCAACGACAGUCUUAAGCUGGCUGAGAUCAGAAUCCUGUCGCUACAAAGUCUUCGUAGGGACACGCAUCGCUGAAAUCCAGGACAUGACUUUGGAGUCAAAUUGGCGAUAUGUCAACACCACCGAUAACCCAGCGGAUGACCUGACUAGGGGGAAGACUUUGUUAGAGUUAAGCAAAUCUCAGCGCUGGAGUCAAGGUCCACAGUUCCUCCAUCAACAUCCUAGCUCUUGGCCAUCACUGCCUGAAUUCGCAGCUCCUGACGACCAUGAUGAGCUGAAAAAACUAUUAUUCUGUGGAAAUGCAUGUCUCGUCAAGUCUCAGUCUGACAUCUCCAAUAUUAAGAGUUGGAAGGAAUUGUUGAAGGCUACUCACCAGUCCCUUCACGGGGCGGCUGCUAUCAUGACUGCAGCAGAUACCAUAGCAGCUGAACUACACCUACUAAGACAAGCUCAGAGGGACAGCUUCCCAGAAGAGGUUGCUGCGCUGACUAAAGGUAAAUCCAUAUCGGCCCAGAGUCGUCUUGCUUCACUUUCCGCCGAGUAUGAUCAGACACUUGGCUUAAUUAGAGUCGGGGGACGACUCCGCCGAGCUGAGGGCCUAGAUCCAGACACAAUACAUCCCAUAAUAUUAGAGCCUAAACAUCAGAUUACAAUGCUCUUAAUCAAAGAAUAUGACAACCAGCUUCUGCAUCCAGGUCCAGAACGAGUCUUAGGUGAGAUCAGACGCAAGUACUGGAUCCUGCGUGGCAGAGAAUCCAUCAAGAAACACCAGUACAAUUGUGAGACUUGUCAAAAAUGGAGAGCAAGUCCUGUAAUUCCAAAAAUGGCAGACUUGCCCCCUGCACGGCUAAGACUGUACAAACCACCGUUCUGGUCUACUGGUAUAGACUGUUUUGGCCCUUUCACUAUUAAGAUAGGCAGACGCACAGAGAAGCGCUGGGGUAUCAUAUUCAAAUGUAUGACAACAAGUUGCAUACAUCUUGAUCUUUUGGAGAACAUGGACACGGAUGCCUUCCUGAUGGCAUUAAGAAGAUUUGUAUCACGUCGUGGUAAGCCAUAUGAGAUACUGGCUGAUAGAGGCACAAAUUUCAGAGGAGGAGCCACUGAACUCCAGGAAGCCUUCACAUCGUUACAAGGUCCACUUAAGGAGCAUCUAGCCAGCCAGGAAAUUGCUUUCCAGUUUAAUCCCCCACAGGCUCCACACUUUGGAGGAACCUGGGAGCGAGAGAUACGGUCAGUGAAAAGUGCUCUUCAGGUAGUCUUGGGCAAUCAAACAGUGACUGAAGCACUCUUGCGUACAGUGCUGGUAGAGGUUGAGGGAAUUCUCAACUCUAAGCCACUCGGCUACGUUUCAUCAGAUGUUGCCGACCCAGACCCUGUUACACCGAAUCUGUUACUGAUGGGUCGUCGAGAUGCCUCACUCCCACAAGCAAUCUACUCCUCUAGUGAUUUGUUAGGGAAAAGACGAUGGCGACACAGCCAAAUUCUAGCUGAUCACUUCUGGGUAAACUUUAUCCGGCAUUACUUACCAAGCCUUCAGCCCCGCCAGAAAUGGCAAAAGGACACUGCCAAUCUGAGUACUGGACAGAUCGUUAUGAUAGUUGAUCCACAGUUGCCCCGAGCUUUGUGGCCUAUUGGCAGAGUGGCUAAAACAUUUGCAGGAGUAGAUAAUCGCAUACGUACUGCAGAAGUGCAAGUGAAAGGGCGCACUUAUCUACGGCCUGUUGCCCGGUUAGUUAAGUUGCCAUCGUGGGAGGAUGAGGAAGGAAACAGUAACUAACACGGAGACUUUCCUAACUAAUUACAAAUUAAAUACUAAAUUUGGGGGCGGCAAUGUAGAAAAGUCUUUUCCUUUAGUUUCAGUUACAUCUUUUACCACUAGAGGGUGCAUAUGUUCCAUUUUACUGAUACCUAUACACUGAUACCUUCCCUUUAAGACACUGAGCAUAUACACUACAAGUGCUGGGUCACGGUGAGCAACCGAACUUUAAAGUUGUGUGCGUUCAUGCAGAAAAACCACACAUACAUGCAGAUACAGACUCCAAUGCCUUUUGCCUGUAUUGUAUACCUUAAUGCUCACCAAUGUGGAUUGUAAAACCCAACUCAUUAAAGCUUUCUUGGAUGUUACUCUCUGAGCCCUUUACUCUCUAACCGGAGUCACCAGUUUUCCAAGGUCUAUCAGAACAAUCCAGAGGUUCCACC